CAGAUUUUAUGUCUGGAUGGCGGUGGCAUUAGAGGCAUCAUAUCGACACGAAUCCUCAUGCACAUUGAAGCCAUCACCCGUUCAACCAUCUUCAACCUCUUCGACACGAUUGCCGGCACGAGUACUGGUGGCAUACUCACCAUUGGAAUCGCCAAGGGUAUGAGCCUGCUACAAAUAAUGGAGAUGUACUUCAAGUUCAAAGAGAUGAUGUUUCACGGGGCACGCCCUUAUGACACGGAGAAACUGGAGAAGUAUCUGAAGCAGGAAUUCGGUGAAAAUGUCAGACUGGGAGAUCUAGUUGGACCUAAGAUAAUGUUGAUGUCGGUGCUGGCAGAUAGGAUGCCAGCAGAACUGCACAUCUUCAAGAAUUAUGAGAUCCCAGGCGCCGGGCACGUUGCGUACCAUUCCACCGAUAAGAGAUUUCCACCGCUGCCUAAACCAAAAGAUGAAUAUGUAUGGAAAGCCCUGCGGGCUACCACAGCAGCAACCUCGUACUUCAAAGCCUAUGGCAGGUUCAUAGAUGGUGCUUACAUUGCAAACAAUCCAACUCUUGACGUACUCACUGAGAUGUUUAAACUCAUGAAGGCUCAUGAAAAUAAUGAGGAUUGUACCGUCAAGCCAAUACACAUUGUUGUGUCUGUGGGUACAGGCAAGUUGCCGGUGAAGAAAGUUGAGGUGUGCGACAUUCAAAUGCCUAGAUCCAUCUGGGAGCUGCCUAACUUCUUCUCAAACUUCAUGAAUGUCAGUGAACUGCUCAUUGAUCAGACCUUUCAACCAGAGGGCCAUAUAGUGCACAGGGCAGCAGCAUGGUGCGGCAUGAUUGGCGCUCCCUUCUUUAGACUGAAUCCCACCAUCAGUCAAAUGGUUGAACUGGACUGCAAGGACGAUCUCAUACUCGUCAACAUACUCUGGGAGACUGAAUGUUAUAUCGAGAAGAACAAAGCAGUCCUCGAUCAGCUAUGCAGGCUUCUAGUUGAAAGCAGACAGAUCUGA
This is a messenger RNA of Helobdella robusta, 993 nucleotides long. RefSeq lists its product as hypothetical. The record is from RefSeq and is a predicted model, not a curated record. Lineage: Eukaryota; Metazoa; Annelida; Clitellata; Rhynchobdellida; Glossiphoniidae. The transcript has 7 exons. Gene Ontology annotation, biological process: positive regulation of ceramide biosynthetic process; lipid metabolic process. The annotation marks the transcript as partial. Gene Ontology annotation, cellular component: mitochondrion.